Sciurus carolinensis (gray squirrel) is the source of this 2417-nucleotide messenger RNA. RefSeq names its product RNA polymerase II associated protein 3 (gene Rpap3). Bases 170 to 2164 code for a protein of 664 amino acids. The transcript is spliced from 17 exons. The record is from RefSeq and is a predicted model, not a curated record. Gene Ontology annotation, molecular function: protein binding. Lineage: Eukaryota; Metazoa; Chordata; Mammalia; Rodentia; Sciuridae.
GCGAGUGGCGGCGGGUCUGAGCGGCUACGCUGCGCCGAGAACGGUCUGGGGAGUGAGCGGGUACCGCUGUCACCACGGGCUGCGGGGACCCUCUGGAGUCUCCUAGCGGACGGAGGGCGCGCCGUGGGUCUGUGCGAGAGGUUGGUUGUUCAAAGCUCUGCAGGCCAUAAUGACUUCAAAUAAAGCAAUUGAAUUACAACUGCAAGUGAAACAAAAUGCAGAAGAAUUACAAGACUUUAUGAGGGAUUUAGAAAACUGGGAAAAAGACAUUAAACAAAAGGAUAUGGAACUAAGAAGACAGAGUGGUGUUCUUGAAGAGAAUUUACCUCCUAUUCGAAAUGGGAAUUUUAGGAAAAAGAAGAAGGGCAAAGCUAAAGAGUCUUCUAAAAAAACCAAGGAGGAAAACACAAAAAAUAGGAUAAAAUCUUAUGAUUAUGAGGCAUGGGCAAAACUUGAUGUGGACAGUAUCCUUGAUGAACUUGAUAAAGAAGAUACUACCCGCGAUUCUGUGUCUCAAGAAUCAGAGUCAGAAGAGGAUGGGAUUCAUGUAGAUUCACAAAAGGCUCUUGCUCUAAAAGAAAAGGGUAAUAAAUACUUCAAACAGGGGAAAUACGAUGAAGCAAUUGAGUGCUACACAAAAGGCAUGGAUGCUGAUCCAUAUAAUCCUGUGUUGCCAACAAAUAGAGCAUCAGCAUACUUUAGGUUGAAAAAAUUUGCUGUUGCUGAGUCUGAUUGUAAUUUAGCAAUUGCCUUAAGUAGAAGCUAUACAAAGGCUUAUGCUAGACGAGGUGCUGCUCGAUUUGCUUUGCAAAAAUUAGAGGAUGCUAAAAAAGAUUAUGAAAAAGUAUUAGAAUUGGAACCAAAUAACUUUGAAGCAAUGAAUGAACUCAGGAAAAUUAAUCAGGCUACAACAUUCAAAGAAAACUCAUAUCCAAAGGAAGCUGCUAUAGUGACUAAGUCAGCUGAUAGAGAGAAAAAACAAAUUGAAGAACAGAAAAAUAAGCAGCAGGCCAUUUCAGAAAAAGAUCUGGGGAAUGCAUUUUUCAAAGAGGGGAAAUACGAAAGAGCAAUUGAAUGCUAUACUCGAGGAAUAGCAGCAGAUGGCGCUAAUGCCCUUCUUCCUGCUAACCGAGCUAUGGCCUAUCUGAAGAUUCAGAAAUAUGAAGAAGCUGAAAGAGACUGCACACAAGCUAUUUUAUUAGAUGGCUCUUACUCUAAAGCUUUUGCCAGAAGAGGAACUGCAAGAACAUUUUUGGGAAAGAUAAAUGAGGCUAAACAAGAUUUUGAAACUGUGUUACUUCUGGAGCCUGGAAAUAAGCAAGCAGUAACUGAACUUUCCAAAAUUAAAAAGGAAUUAAUUGAGAAAGGACAUUGGGAUGAUGUCUUUCUUGAUUCCACACAAAGACAAAAUGUGGUAAAACCCACUGAUAAUGCACCUCAUCUUGGAUCAGUUAAACCACUCAAGAAGGUUAUUAUUGAAGAAACUGGUAAUUUGAUACAGACUAUUGAUGUGCCAGAUAGCACUACUGCUGCUGCUCCAGAGAGUAAUCCUAUUAAUCUAGCAAAUAUAAUAGCAGCCACAGGCACUGCCAGUAAGAAGAAUUCAAGCCAAGAUGACCAUUUGCCCCCAAGUGAUACUCCAAGAGCAAAAGUAUUGAAAAUAGAAGAAAUCAGUGAUACUUCAACACUGCAACCGCAAGUCAGUUUGAAACAGGACAUUAGCCAGUCUUUGAGUGAGAAGAUUUCUACAAAGGGAGAGCAAGUACCUGCUCAGUUUGUCACAUCUGCUCUGCCUCCAAUUCCUGCCAACUCAUUCCAGCUUGAAUCUGAUUUCAGACAACUGAAAAGUUCUCCAGAUAUGUUGUAUCAGUAUUUAAAGCAAAUUGAACCAUCCUUGUACCCUAAGUUGUUUCAGAAGAAUCUAGAUCCAGAUGUAUUUAACCAAAUUAUUAAAAUUCUGCAUGACUUUUACAUUGAGAAAGAAAAGCCAUCACUCAUCUUUGAAAUCUUACAAAGACUUUCUGAACUAAAAAGGUUUGAUAUGGCAGUAAUGUUUAUGUCAGAACCUGAGAAAAAGAUUGCACAUAUAUUGUUCAAUCACAUAGACAAAUCAGGAUUGAAAGAUAAUUCUGUUGAAGAACUCAAAAAAAGAUAUGGUGGUUGACAUCUAUUUUUACUAAAAUCAUUGUUUUUGACUUCCACAUGUAAAUUUUUUCUACUGAAAAUAAAGUGUUUUGGUUUUUAAGAAAAUAAAAUCAUAUAGGAAAGAACUCAUUUUGGACAUAAAUUAAUUAAUUUAAAGUGAAUUGUGGUCUAACCAGUGAGAAAUGUAUUCUGGUAAACUAUUUGUAAGUCUUUCUGAAAAUAAAAAUAUAAUAAUGACAUUUAUUUUUAAGCAUCAGUAUUUUGUUAAUAAA